AUGCGCAUGCAUCAACAGAUUCAAGCUCUGGCGAGCGAAAACGAGACUCUUAAACAGCAGAACAAUGUAUUAUUGGCCUCUCAAGAUGCAUACAAAAAUGCCUUCAAGAUACUUGCAGCCUCGAUUUCCCUCGAUAUAUGCGACUCGGAUAUUACAAAGUUCGAUGGGAUCCCACCUGGCCUCAAAUCUACUGUCUACAAACCCUCUUUUCGACGUUCCGAGCCCCUUCGCCAGAACGACUACCCGAAGACAAAAUUUUGGACUCCUAGCCUGUAUGAAGCAUGGAAGAAGUCACCCAGUGCGCAAUACAUGGAUCACGGAACCUUUCCCUUUCUCGAAAAUACAGAUGGCGAGCCGAUCGAGAACUGUUGGGCUGCCUUAAAGCAAGAGAAUCGAGCCCCCAAUACCUGGGGCAAGGCCGGAAACAAGAUCCUUGAUGAGGUCGCAGAGGAGAUGGCUCGUCUACACCCUAUUCUUGCCUUAUGCGAAAACGGGUGGAAGGUACAUGCGAUCGCAACAGAGCGGUAUCCCUCGUGGACGGCUACACACCUGGACAAGAAAAAAAGGAAGGUCCAUGCCACAGGAUUCGACUGUAACGAUCGUGACUCAUCGAAACGACGGAAUGUAUCUGGGUCUACCGAUCCCGAGUCAGAUGGAUCGAAGUCUCAAAUCACUGCUAACGAGCCUACUGAUUCCCUCUCCGAGCCCUUGAAGGUGAAACAGGACACCCUGCCAAAAGAUGCUACCGUGACUCCCGCCCUCGAUCUGCAGAAUGGUUCAAAAAGCGAUAUUGGCACUUCUGAGCUGGAGCGACGGUCCAAUGAUCCACCACAGCCACCAUGUAUUGAAGUGUCGACUACGUUGUCUCUUCCUGUGCCCUGUAUCUCAUUGAUUAGCGCCGAUGAUUCGAACGAAUCUCCAGAAGCCUCAUCCCAUGCAAACACAGCCAAUUCGACCCCUCAAGAUACUAGUAGUGGUGCCAAGGCCACGUGCGAGAUUUCGUUCCCAAUAAUAAAAAACCCUCUCGCAAAGCUUGCGGGGCAAAAACAUCAAUCUGUUGUCCCCAACCCUGUAGCUCCUCCACCCUCCGUGUCCACCUCAUCAUCCGCAUCCACUUUGCCACCUACUGCACCCUCCACGUCAGCCAUUGUUGAGUCCAUAAGUGGCAAACGAUUUCGACCUGGCACAUCCAAGAACGGAAGGUCACUCUGUGCGCACCGCUGGUUGAAGCAGAUCGCUACUACAAACGGCUCGUCGGCGGACUUCAGGAUCUACUGGUCCGGCUUGACAAAGGACAAGCAAUUGGCAUACGAGACUGAUGCGCUGAAGCUGGUCAGCGACGACAUAUGGAACAGAAAUACUGUCGACAUCAUCAAUAGAUUCUCCAGCGGUGCACUAUAUUAA
Suillus clintonianus is the source of this 1404-nucleotide messenger RNA. RefSeq lists its product as uncharacterized. The record is from RefSeq and is a predicted model, not a curated record. Lineage: Eukaryota; Fungi; Basidiomycota; Agaricomycetes; Boletales; Suillaceae. The coding region runs from base 1 to 1404 and encodes 467 amino acids. The transcript has 7 exons.